This is a messenger RNA of Culex quinquefasciatus (southern house mosquito), 8433 nucleotides long. It is a transcript of the gene Prosap, whose product is annotated as SH3 and multiple ankyrin repeat domains protein 1. The transcript is spliced from 16 exons. Gene Ontology annotation, cellular component: postsynaptic density; dendritic spine; postsynaptic membrane. The coding region runs from base 1818 to 6275 and encodes 1485 amino acids. Gene Ontology annotation, molecular function: synaptic receptor adaptor activity; ionotropic glutamate receptor binding. NCBI's taxonomy places the organism in Eukaryota, Metazoa, Arthropoda, Insecta, Diptera, Culicidae. The record is from RefSeq and is a predicted model, not a curated record.
GUCGCCUUCGCUUCGCCAGUCCUAGUUGAUACUCCGAUCGGUCCACUUCGGCUUCGCGUUCGUUUUGCUGCGGUGCCGUCCGUCCGGCGGCGAGUUUUGCUUACAGUGCUUCUCCGCACACAAUCAAAGUAGGCGCGCGCGUGUACGGCCUUGUGAGAUCGCUAUCGCGUUCGACUGUAUUAGUGUGUGCGGCGCGAGGGUGUUUUUGUUGGCGAGGGAUGACAGGAUGAAGGGAUAGGGACCCUCGCCCCUCGACGUCAGGCUUUGCGCUGCACGGAAUGUCGGCCCGACACAAUGACAAGAGUGUGUAGUUUUUGCACACCCGGCGGCACCGUGCGUGGGUGUGUGUAGUGUGCGUGUUUGUGCACAUGUGUGUUCGCACACAGCAGGCUGUGCACAGCAGUGUGUGCGUGUGAUCCACCUAGAAGAUCCUUAGAAGGAAGAAAAUUUGAAAUGAGAGAAAUUCAAUUGAUGCAAGUGGAUUGGGCGAAUUUGUUUUGAAUAAAAGAAAGUACGAGCUUUCGAGAAAAGAAUUCUGUCAAUUUUAUUGAAAACCCGUCAAGAAGAAAGUUUUUAAAUCCCGUCGAAGACGACACACCAAUACCAACAUUGUGUCGUCGUGUCGUGUCGAGGAGGAAAACAAAAAUCAAUAACUCGAAUGUUUUGGUCGGCUUCGUGUCUCCGCAAGGAGGAAAACCUUUUGAGUAGUGUUUUUGACAACAGCUGAAGAAGGUGUGAUCGAAAUUUGUCGUGUACCGAUUUUUACAAAAAAAAAUCGCUGUAAGCGUUGGGUAACGAGAAGAUUGUGGCCCCCUUGGAUAAUUUGUGAAUUUUCAAAUUUGAGGAAAAAGGUUCAAACGAGAGUGAAAUUGUUAAAUUUUUACGUCAGCCCUGUCGAGAAAAAAAAGAAGAAGCUGCAAUUAAGGUGAAAUAAUUGCCGUUUGAAUCGGCGAAAAAAAGCGGAGAAGAAGUAAAUAAAAAGUAUUCACCGAGCCCCAACCCCUAUGAUUUAUGGCCCAAAGUUGAUUAAAUCAGUUGAACGGCCCCUUCUACGCUCAAUCGAAGUGAAUUGAGGAAGAAACAAGUGAGUGUGGUGAGUGUAUGUGAAUGUUUGGCGAUAUCUCACGUGAAACGUGAGCAAAGUGAAGUUAUCUACCGUAACGAGAAGAAGAGAGCCAGCAGAAAAAAACGGUUCACUUUUUAUUGUGUUUUUUUUUAAACGUCAGCAACCUUUUGCCGAAAAACCGCAACAACGUUAAAAAUCGCAGCAACCCAACAACACUUGAAAGGUUGCGUGCGGCUGAGGCUGAGUUCGGGACAACAAUUGGAUUAGGGGAAGCUUGUUACACUUGCCCCACUUUCCCCUACCCAAAAACGGAGCAGCAGCAGGCCGGGAACGAGUUAGAAGGUGUUCGGAGGAACGGGUUGCUACGAGAGAAACAAAAGUUGUUCAACAUUGAAACAGGUAAUAAAACAAGUGUCUGCUGCUGCUGGAUUGGAUUUGAAUACCCCUCUCGGUGGACUCGGUGUGAGUGACUGCGGCUGCUUGUUGGAGACUGCCAGCACUGAUCCCACCGACAGCAAAAAACAUGGAAUAAUUCGUGACAAUCGUGGAACCACCCUAACGGCAGCAUAAAUGUCGAACCAAGACCCGGUACCACCAUAGUGUCCCCACCCGCGAAAGUGUGAGUGUGUUCUUGUUCAGGAAAAAAGGGAGUUUCGGUGAGAUAGCCCUUCGAAGAAAAAGUGUGUUGCCAAAAAGUUAGUUUUAGAAAAUUAGAAAAAAAAUAAGUGAAUCAGUGUUAAAAGUAAUCCGGAUGGAUACGAUGGUGUUCGACGACGAGCCGCCACCCGAACCGCGGGACGGGUGGCUCCUGGUGCGGAUCUACGUGCCCGAGCUGAACGUGUACAAGUGCUUGCAGUUCCCGUCCGAUAAGGUCGUCUGGGACGUCAAGCAGCAGUGUCUGGCAUCGCUGCCGAAGGUGGCCUUUUGGUUCAGGGAAUUGAAGGAGAGCUUCAACUAUGGACUGUUUUGUCCGCCGUCCAACGGGAAAGCUGGCAAGUUCCUGGACGAGGAACGGCGGUUAGGAGACUAUCCGUUCAACGGACCCGUCGGGUAUUUGGAGCUCAAGUACAAACGGCGCGUGUACAAGAUGCUGAACCUGGACGAGCGCCAGCUGAAGGCGCUGCACACCCGGGCCAACCUGCGGCGCUUCCUGGAGUGCAUCAACGGGGGCCAGGUGGAGAAGGUGGCCAAGAUGUGCGCCAAGGGCCUCGACCCGAACUUCCACUGCCAGGAGACGGGCGAGACGCCGCUCACAAUCGCCACCGGGACGAAGAAGCCGAACAAGCUGCUGAUCGCGCUGGUCAACGGCGGGGCGCUGCUCGACUACCGGACACGGGACGGGGCGACCGCGCUGCAUCGGGCCGUCGAGCGGGACAGUCUGGAGGCGGUCAGCACCCUCCUGGAGCUGGGCGCCUCUCCCAACUACCGGGACACGAAGGGCCUGACGCCGGUCUACCUGUCGGUGACGCGCAAAACCGAGCCCAAGAUCUGCGAGGCGCUGCUGCACGACCACGCCACGCUCGGCAUCCAAGACAGCCAGGGCUGGCAGGAGGUGCACCAGGCUUGUCGGAACGGGUUAGUGCAUCACCUAGAGCACUUGCUGUUCUACGGUGCGGAUAUGGAUGGGCAGAACGCUUCCGGCAAUACGCCGCUGCAUGUUUGCGCUGUUAACAAUCAGGAGGCUUGCGCUAGAAUGCUUCUCUUUCGCGGUGCCAACCGGGGCGCACUAAACUAUGCCAAUCAGACACCGUACCAGGUCGCCGUAAUUGCCGGCAAUUUGGAACUAGCCGAGAUGAUCCAGAACUACAAGAGCGAAGAUAUCGUUCCGUUCCGCGGUCCACCCCGGUACAAUCCGCGGCGCCGGUCCGGCCUCGGCUGGGGCUCGACGCUGUCCCGCAUUUACGGCGGUCCGCCGUCGCCCUGCCCGUCCGAGCAUCCGUUCAGCUCGGCCAGCUCCAGCCUGUCGGAGGGCUCGUCCAGCCACCGGAGCCACGAGGAUGACAUUAGCAUCGUGACAGACAAAAGUCUCGGCGACACGAGCGACAUCAUCAGCGACUCUUCCGGCGUCGGAACCAACUCGGAUUCGGCGGCCUGCUCGAUUGGCCACCCGAGCACCACCGUCGUCUGCAUGGAGGGCUACGAGGCGGGCCUUUCCGGCCACAUCCAGAUCCAGCCCGGGGACGUGAUCGAGGUGGUCGGCUCGACGGAUUGCGGCCUGCUGGAGGGCUUUGUCCGUGGGACCAACAAGACCGGGUUCUUCCCGGCGCACUGCGUCCAGGAGGUCCAGUUCCGGCAGAAGAGCAUCGUCAACGUGUCGACGUCGGCGCCAAUGCACCAUCAUUACGUGAUUAACAUGGGCGGUGGCGGCGGCAGCGGAGAGGGCUCGGAACAGGGUCAAGGACAGGGCCAUGGACAGCAGCAGCAGCAGGGGCAGUACAACAGUCAGACGGCGCCGCGGACGAAAAAGGCGACCACCGGAGAACCGCGGACCGUGGUGCUGCACCGGGCCAAGCGUGGCUUUGGGUUUAUCCUGCGCGGGGCCAAGGCGUCGUCCCCGUUGAUGCAGCUGAAGCCGUCGGCGCGCUGUCCGGCGCUGCAGUAUCUGGACGAUGUCGACCCGGGCGGGGUGGCCGACAUGGCCGGGCUGAAGCCGGGCGAUUUCUUGCUUGCCAUCAACAACGAAGACGUCACGUGUGCCUCGCACGAGCACGUGGUCGACCUGAUCCGCAACUCGGGCUCGCUCGUGUCGAUGACGGUGGUGACGCUGCCGCACAAUCUGGUCAACUCGAUGCUGGACGCGGCCACGGCCAUGUCCAGCACUCACCAGCAGGCGGACACCGGCAGUCAGCACUCGAGCGGAUCCGGCAUGAGUACGCCCGUUUCCUGCUCGGCCGCGGCAGCUCGCCAGUGUUCGACGCUGCCCCGGCGGAUGAACGGGGGGCCGGCGAGUUUGGCGGGCUGCAAGAUGCCGGCGCCGAUGCCACCGCGGCGAGAUCCAAAGACAACCCUUAGCGUAGGACGAGCACGUGCCAAAUCGAUGGUCGCCGGGUUGGAGGGUGGCGGCGAGAAGGACGAUGAUGAGGGGAUGGGAUCGGGCCAUGGCAAGUCAACGUCGGUGGAAUCGCUGCACCAGCAGUUGUUGCUGCAGCAACAGUCGCAGUCGGCGAUCAGCACUCCGACGCAGGGCGGUCCGGGGACGCCGGUGCAACCGCGGACGGCGAGCAUCAAGUCACGGCCAACGUCUAGUCGAAUAACGGCCGCCGAGUUGGAGGAGCUGUUCCAGCGGCAGCAGGGCGUGGACGCGAAUCGAUGUUCGAUGCUGAUGUCCAGCUCACGGUUCCAGAGUGGGUUCGAUAGUGGUGCGGCUACGCCGCCGACUUCCCCCCAGAAGGGACCAAUCGUGUACGCGAGCGUGGCCGAAAUGAAGCGCAAAAAGUCGUCCAAGAUUGGCACGCUCAAGGGCCGACCCAUUCCGAUUCCGCAGGUCGGAGCCGAUCUGAAGCGCAUCUUCCACAGCACGCCGGAUCUCGCGGGGAUCUCGACCGGAUCGAUGGCCUCGGAGCUCAACAGCAGCGCCGGAACGUUGACGCCGUCGGCCAGCUGGUUCAACACCGUCGGCCACAAGGGCCACCGAUCUCAAGACGACAUGUACAGCCUUCAUAUGUCGCUGCAAAGACUGAACCUUCCCCCGCCGAACCAUCCGCCACCGCCACCGCCCGUCGGCCAGGUCGUCAAGGUGGAAAUCUCCCGCGGGUCCGAGUACGAAUGUCUCACCGCGCUUCAGAAGCACAUCCAGGCCAAGGCCAAACAGCAGCAGUCCAAAAUGCUCGACUCCGAAGUCAUGUCCAGCUUCAAGCCGGCCUCGAACGCCAAACUGUACGCGUCCCCGCAGGACAUCCGGAACGUGGGCUACCGGACGACAAGCGUCACUUCGGCAACCAGCAGCAGCAGUAGUGGAAACAGCAGCAACAGCGGAAACAGCAGUACCACCACAGAGGUCCGCAAAUCGUCCUCAAUCCGAUCGACCGCGUCGAGCACGACGACCAGUGGCAGCGCCAUCAACGUCACAACGGUCACGAUUGGCGGCGGCGGCGGAGCCGCGACAGCGACCAUCACCAACUCCACCAACAACAAUUCCGGAGGCGGCGGCAGCAAUCCGUACGCCCAACCGGGCCGACCCGCGGUCAUGCAACAGGCUGCACAACCCCAGCAGCAGCAGCAGUACAAAAAUCCACCCGGGGCGCCACCCCUUCCGGAUCCGGACUACAGCUUGAGCGACGAGUCGGACACCGAAGAGGACAACUCGGUGCGGAUGGUGCGGGCGAACCUGAAGAAGGUCAACGGGGCGGAUGGGGCGACGGGGACGACGAAUAGCGGCGGAGGGAAAGGGACAACCGUUAAUCCGGGUAUGGCGGCUGAGACGAGCGGAAACAGCAACACAAGCGGUAGCAGUUCCGGCUCCAGCUCGAUCCCGCACUCCUUCUCUGUCGAGGAGAUCCAGAAGAUCCGCACCAAGCUCAAGUCGUCCAAGUCCUACCCCAACGACUUCCUGCGACAGCAAAACGCCCAGCAGCAGCAGCAACAACAACAGGAAAACGCCGACCGCGACCGCCAGGACGACGCCGGCGACAACAGCUCUUCGGGCGUGAGCAGCGACCAGGAGGUGACGGUCACGUGCAACGAGGUGCCCAAACCGAUGGCCCUGCUGGAGCAGAAAAAGAUGGCGGUGAUGAUUACGCCGGCGAAGGUGCCGGUCCAGCUGCCGGAGGUUCGCAGUGAUGAAGAUGAUGGCGACCAGAGUCCGAGUCCGCCGGCGACCGGCUUCCAGCGGCACAACUCGUUGACGCGGAAGCAGGCGGCCACGAUUGCGGCCCAGCGGGCGAAGGCGGCUGCCGCGCAGAACAUUCAGCAGCGGCACGCGGUCACGCUGGCCACGUUGCCGCCGCCUAUUGAGGCGGAUUCGGACGAGGGGGAUGGAGGGGCGGCAGCGGUGCUGCCACCGCCGGCGGAAUUUAGCGAUUCGGUUGGGGGGUGUUCGCAGCCGCAUGGAGGGGGAGGGGUUCAUCAUCACCACCACCAUGGGCAUGGGCAUCAUGGUGGGGGCGGGGGAGCGGGGGCUGGUCAGUACGUCACCGGACACAAUCCCAACUGCAAGCGGGUCCGCAUCGUGGGCGCCGUCCCAAAGGUCAAUCGGCUAAACAGCCAAUAAGCGACGGAUAGACUAAAAGAAAAAACUAUACAUUUAGAUAGACACGAUUAAUAGCACCACACACACCACACACACACACUCAGUCUAACAAGCAUUUUAAAGGUUAGAAUUGAAUAAGGUUAGCGGAUGCAGCAACUAGCGCGCGAUCGUUUCGUCUUGUAAAGGAACCUUUUUAAACUGGCCUACGGAACCGAACAACUAUAACUAGAAAAAAGAAGCUUGUUUCAUUCGAAAAAAAAUGCUUAACUCCAUCAAACGUUUAGAGAAAAUCGAAACUAUUUAAAAAACACUUUCGUGCAAUAUCCAAUUCGGUUCGUCAUCAGCUGACAAAAGUGUGUAAAGAAAAAACAAGCUCAAAUCGUUUAGCCAAAAAAAAAGAAAGAAAAAAAUCAUUCGACGGUGAAAGUUGGCGAAUUCCAGAUGUAAUAUUUUUUCAGUGUAGACGAAAAGCGCGCGCGCGCCGAAAACGUCCUUUCAAGUGCUGUUCGCAAUCCAAGUAGGCACAUGAACCAUUUGAGAAUUCGAUUUCAAAAUAGGCGCGCGCGCAGCUCGCGUCGUCGCCUGCUAAGAUGAUUUUGUUCGGUGGUAAGAAGUAAUAGCAACAAGCCUCUUUGGUUUUUGAUUAAGUGUCCUUUCCUUUUUUUAGUUUGGAUAAAUGUGUAUAGAAUAUAUUCAUUAAACAUUUCGUUUAGAGGAUUAGCAGAACUUUACUUGGUUGUAAGAUUUAUUUUUUUGCUCUUUUCUUUCGAUGAUUUUAAAACGGCACGGAAAACUGUAUAAAUUUAGCACCUUUUGAGCGACAAGUUUUAACCCUCACGUGCGCACGUGCAUUAUAUAAAGAAUCACUUCAAACUUUCUGUCUUUAAUUAAUUACAUUAAUUAACAAGUCAACAGAUAAGUGGACGAGAUGAGCGAAUCCCCAACCUGCAGCAAGCAGUCUGAGGAAGAUGAGCGAGAUGUUUGGAGGAAGGUCAAUGUUUAAGUAUACUCUACACUUAGUUGUAACUCACAAACACUGUUGUACAUUUUAUUUUCGCGCCCCUUCCCUUGUUUGCAUAACACAAACCCGUUCUUUUGUAAUAUUUAGUGUUUAAAUUCCUUUAUACAAAAAACACAUACACCACUAUGAGAGAAAACCGAAAAAAAAUUGCAGAGACAAAAAGACACCGAUUCCCCUUCCCUUGAAAAACUACCGAAUAAAGCAAUGCGUGAAUUAAACAACAUUUAUAAACAUAUAUUUUUAUACGUUUACGCACCUUAUAAAAAAAGCGAGGGAAGAGAAUAACCGAAGCGAAUACAUUUUAGACAACAACAAAACAAGUAAACUUAUUAAGCACCUCACGUUUCCCCCCAAACAAGUAAAAACGCAUUACAAAAAAAAAGCAAAACAAAAAUAUCUCAUCGUCGUAUAUAAACAAACAAACAAAAACAAAAUAUGUAAUGAAACAAAAGUGUACCGACAAAUUACGAUGGCCAUUUAAACGUAAACGCGUAACGAAAGCGAAAUUUUACUAUUGACAAGAAGAAAUUGAAUGAAAAAAGUGAAUAAGAAAUAUUAGAGCAAACGCAAAUUAUGCCGCCACCAAUACAAAAAAAAAAACAAACACGAAUAAAGCAAAUCUGUCCGCGCUAAAAUCAAGCACACACACAAAGAGAAAAAAAAAGAAGUCUAGCAAAACAUUUUAAGCAGCAAGCAUAACAACCCCCACACGGAAGUCAUUGCGAUUUGAAAUCUCAGAAAAACAGAACACGUACUAAAACAAAACAAACAAAAAAACAUACGCGCCCACACAAUGCAACGCAAUGGAAGCCUUUAGACAGAAACUCACAAAACGAAACUACAGUUUGCAAAACAUGUUUAGAAAGCAUGAUAACGUACUCCAGGAAAUAAAAAAAGAAAAAAAACAGACAGACUACAAUCACACAUACACGGAAAAAAACGCAUACAUACCGAACCACAAACAUACAUCUUCCCCCCUUUGGCAGAACAACAAAAUUACAAGGGGAAUGAGAAAAAAAACAUACGCGUAAAAAAAGAAAGAACAGUAAAAACAACAAUUUUGAAUCCACAAGCGUCAUUUUCAGCAUGAAUCAAUAUGAUAUUAAAGUAAAAUGCUAUAAUUAUAAUAAUGAAAUAAAAUAAUAAUAAAACAAAAAA